CCUUGCUGUGGAAGACCCGGCCCUUGCCGGCCCGUCUGUAUCCUUGAAGUGACUAACUCAAAACAGAUUUUUGUUGAAUUCCAACACAAAAUACCACAGACUUGGCCGCACGCCCCGGACACGGUACGCACGUAGUUUUUCCAACUUGAUGUUCAUCAAGCAGUUGACCGUAGUUUGUCAAAAUAAAGUCGCCUCCCGAAAACGUUGACUAUUUCCUCGCUUACACUUGUGUGAGUACCACGUUCGCUUUUUCAUGUUCGUUUCUUCCGAUGGAAAAAUGGGCGCUCACCAGUUCAGGAAACUGCUUUUACUUUCACUUGUGGGACAAGCGAUGAUUCUUGGGUGCACGGCGGCAGGGAGUGAUGCUUCCGGCGAGGUAUCUCCAGACACCUCUAAGGCAGAGGAGGUGGUGAUAGAGGUCACACCCACGAAGGAAACUACUGAACAACAAGACACCGUUCCUUCCGCUUCUAGUAACAAAGCAGAUUCAUCGGACGACAAGCCCCGACCGGAUUUACAGAAGGUUCCGACGACGAUUGCCAGGCCGGAGCAACCGUGUGCCUCUUCAGUGACUUCAAGAAAUCGCCAAGAUGCUGACGACAGUGAAGCAAACUCGAAGGGAGAGAAUAACGGUGCUUUAAUUAAGAAGGAGCAGCAACACAGUAGAAGCUCUGACCCAAGUUUCUUGGCCACUAACGGCAAGUCGCCGAUGUAUGCACCUCCCCCCCUUCCAUCGUCAUUCGAAGUCAUGCAGUCGGUUCUAGAAAGUCUCUUGCAACCGUUCCCGUUCCCAUUCUUAUACUUCAUCGUCCCACUGGAUGUAGAGAAGAAAACAUCUAGCGCACGACACCGGAAAUCGGAUCACCAUGCUAAUGAAGAAACGCUCUCCGAAGAUGAAAAAGCGGCGGGACAGCCACAGAAACAAGCGCUAGAACAUGAUGAGAACGAGGCUAGCCUCCCAGUAGCCCAAGAGUCCGCCCAUGCUUCACAGCAGUCACAUGCAACAACGUCCCCCUCUUCCGAGGGACCCAACAGAGGAAAAGACGAAAAACGCAGUUCGCGCAUCUCCAGCAAGCGUGGUUCUGGCUCUUCGUCUCCGUCGAGGUACUCAUCGUUUCCGUAUUAUCGAAGUGACAUCUAUGAUCCCGUAAGAGAGUACCUAAUGGACUCCAUGGCCUCUCCGUACUACAAUAGAAACGGUUUCUUGCCCCUUCCAUACUACCCUUACUUACCACUUGCUCCGACACCCUAUGAAGUUGCGGAUGCCAUCACAUCUAGGUAUUUUGGUGGAGAAAACAGGCGUUCCAGCGACCGAGACCUCCAGGACAAACGUGAUUAUGAAUAUUUGCCCUCCAUCCACACUGGGGAUCACAACGGACUUCACCAACGACCGUCCAGGCAUGAGUACGAACACCGUCAAUAUGGCAGUCGAUACAACCACGGAAUGGAUCGAUUCUUUUAUUGAAUGACCAGAGCGAAAGAUGAUUUGUUCAUUCCGGUUUUUGAUUAUGCAAAAGAUGAAAACGAACUGGAGGCCCUCAAUUUAUCGCGAAUGCGAAAGCUUGGUACGGGACACUCUGAAGUGUGCUAAUUCGGCGAGUCACGAUCAGUUUCUCCGCUGUAUACAUAAUCAAUAUGUCAUUGGCUCAUGCGUUUGCUCCUGGCGUAACUUUGUCCUUGUGCUUGUUGUGACGGGGAAGCCCACCUAGACAACUGGCAGUGAAGCGCCAUGCUGUUCCGACUUCGGAACUCCAUUUUGCUCAUUCUCAAUGGUAACGUCGACUAGCUGAAAGUUUCAGAACAAGUGUCAUACGAGAAUGACUGGAAAAUCGAAUACCAGGGCACUGGAACUACAGCGGGUAUCAACUGCACGCGCAACUAGUUGCAUCUCCUGUUCCUCCGAGUGAUGGACGUCCCAGAUGCGUCCGUCCGAUUCUUUUUAGACACAUCUACGCACUUCGUUAUGCGGAUGAAACUUAGUAGGGAAGGUAGACUUUUGUAUCCUGUAAACGUACACCAAA
Molecule: messenger RNA, 2021 nt
Organism: Toxoplasma gondii ME49
Lineage: Eukaryota; Apicomplexa; Conoidasida; Eucoccidiorida; Sarcocystidae
Exons: 1
Coding region: 254-1465 (403 amino acids)
Source: RefSeq, a predicted model, not a curated record